Mesocestoides corti is the source of this 639-nucleotide messenger RNA. The record is from the annotation of a GenBank genome assembly. NCBI's taxonomy places the organism in Eukaryota, Metazoa, Platyhelminthes, Cestoda, Cyclophyllidea, Mesocestoididae.
AUGGUCGCCAAGAAUAAACAGGAACUUCGUCAGUAUAUGAAGUCCAUAUUGAGCAAUAUUCCUCCGUCCAUACGAAAAAGAAAAUCCCAGGUUCUCCUUCAGAAGGUAUUAGCUCACGAGUUCUUUAAAACCUGUAAGGGUGUUUCAAUAUUCGUUAGCUUCUCCUACGAGCCGGACACAAUUGCUCUAAUCAGACAUGCCCUGGAGGCGGGAAAAGUUGUCGUUGUGCCAAAAAUCCUUGCCGAUUCCGAGCGCUGUAACAGCCUCACAAAACGUUUUGGCUUAAUGCGAAUGCGUCAACUCCAUAGUCUUGAUGAGUUGUUCACUUGGCCCUUGAACAAAUUCGGCAUUCGCGAGCCACCUCAACCUACUACUGGAAUUGAUAAGGACGAUGCUCUCACACUGCCUGUAGACCUCUUCAUCCUUCCCGGUUUGGCUUUCUCGGCGGCGGGCGAUCGUCUGGGUCGUGGGAAGGGUUUCUAUGACCACUACCUCACAGGAAUGCGCGAAUACCACAGUGAAAAUAAUCCCAGCGUACCACUGCCUCGUACUAUUGCACUAGCGUUCUCUGAACAGAUCCUUGAAAAUCUUUUCGUAGAAGGGCACGACGCGAAAGUUGACACUGUUCUUAUCGCCUAA